Messenger RNA from Ciona intestinalis (vase tunicate), 1882 nucleotides. RefSeq lists its product as uncharacterized. Lineage: Eukaryota; Metazoa; Chordata; Ascidiacea; Phlebobranchia; Cionidae. The record is from RefSeq and is a predicted model, not a curated record.
UCUGCCUGUUUUGCGAACUUUUCCACAACAUGGUGGUCCAAUGUGGUCCAUAACGAACAUUUUUUUUUGAUAGGACUGGUUAAAAAAUAUAUACCAGAAUCAACCAGUGUGUGGACUUUUAUUAGGGCAAAAAAAAUCAGGAAAUUUAUACUAGUUACCAGUUUAACACCUUUAGCGAGUGUUCUCUCUGUCAACACAUGCAUAUAAGCAUCUGAACAAACCAAGUCCUAUACAAUGCAGUUUUGUGUUUAAUCUGCACAUACUAUCUAUUAGUUGAUAACAUAGUUUCAGCCAUCCAAUACAUCAGACACAUGCUGUAUUUAUACACCCUAGUCUCACUGCUGAAUUAUAACACAGGUGUUGUAAGGUGACAUUGGCAAAAAAUCAGCAGGGUAAAAUGAAUCUAAGGGUUCCAGCUUUUGUUUUUUAUUCAAGUAAAUUAAAUCACAUUGACAUUCAUAAAUCAAACCAUAAUAAACACUUAUCGAAAAAGUAAGUUCGUUUCAUACAAAGUUUUAAAGUGUUUGUUACAAUGUCUACAUAGUUAGCCCCUGUAUACAGUGCUAUCAUGUAAGAAAUAAAAUUAUAUAUAUACAUAAUAUAAAUAAAAAUACCCUAAAUAUCUAUUGUAACUUGUGUUCCAUAUUCUGUGUUAAAUUUAGAAGUUAAAAAGAGGACAUGAACAUUAGGUUCCAAAGCUGAGGACGUGGUUGUAUUUCUGGCUGCACCACCAGAAUAGUAAAGCGAAGAUGAAGGUAAUUAUGGCAGGAUUGCCAAAAACUGGCACAAAGACAAUGCAUGCUGCAUUUGAUAUAAUUGGAUACAGUGUGUAUGAUAUUAUGGAGCAUUUUUGGUUGCAUGGGGACCAAUGGAAUAAGUUUUGGAGCGGAAAAGGGACAAUAGCUGAUCUGGAAGAGAUGUACAAAGAUGUAGACACAUGUGUUGAUGGACCUAUUUUUUACUAUUGGGAAGAACUACUACAAGCGUUCCCAGAUGCAAAGAUUAUUUUAACAAUUCGAGACGAAGACCAGUGGUGGAAAAGCAUGCAAAAACAAGUAGAAAAUAUGCAGUCAAACAAGAUGUUCUCCGCAAUGAUGACGCUGUCACCAACUGGUCACAGAUAUUUAAGAUUUGUUAGAAGAAUGAUGAUGGUGGAGUUUGGAUCUAUGUUUGAUCUACACGAUAUUAUACAUGGUAAAAAUGUGAUGAAUGAAAUGAUAUGCAGACGAACAUUCAGACAAAGCAACCUUUACGUAAUGCAGAAAGCACCCAAAACAAACCUGUUGGUGUACAAAGUGAGUGAUGGUUGGGAACCGCUUUGUAAAUUUCUUGAUGUACCAGUUCCUAAUGUUCCGUUUCCGCAUAAAAAUGCUAGAGGGGGCUUACUGGAAACUUUAAAGGAACAUCCAGUAUUUCUAAGAAUGAGACGUGAAACAAUCUUAUCUUUGGGUCUCAUUCUUACACUUUGUGUGUAUGGAAUCUACAAAGCAUAUACCAUGCUUAUAAACCUUUUACUGGAUACUUUAAUUUAAUAUAUUACCCAAUAUGUUAAGUGCAUAUUUACUAAUAUACUUUCUCUGAUAGCUCAGUUAUUAUAGCCAACCUAAUAAUUAUUAUUAAAAUUAUGCAACAUCAAUAGGCUUUAAUAGAUACUCUGUCACGAUAUUUUUCACACAAACAGUUAUUAAUUAAUUAUUAAACAAAAGUUAGAUUAUUACGUCAUAUAUUACAACAAUUGUUGGCUAUCAAAUGGCUAAGUUUAAGCCAAGAAUUUGUUUAUUUAUAAUUUUAUUAAAAUAGAUGUUUGUACAUUCUAGCAAAAUAUUAAUUGUAUGUUUAAUUUAACUUGAGUCAGAAAUCCAUGUUUGUGUGAUUCUAAUUC